AUGAGUAGAGACAUGGACUCAACCAUACGGACUCAAUUCGAGCUGUACGGGCGCAUUACACGCUCGUACGAAAACUUGCGGAAGUCGGGGUCCGCCAACAUUACUGUCGGGCUGGUGGAGGCACGACUCCAAGCCCUGGAAGCCAACUGGGCGAAAUUCGAACACAACCACGAUAAGCUCACCACAUCCUGGGAGGCCUUACGCGAGACCGACUACGCCAAGAAGGACAUGUUAACGCUAACAGAGGAAGCGUACCUCACUCAGAAGGGCAUGCUCUCAGAAGCGCUCUACCGUCUCAAGUGCGAGAGAAACGAGGCGUCCGCUGCGAGCACACCGUUAUCACAGCCGCCGCAAACGACCUUGCCGAGGAUACAACUUCCUCAGUUCUCCGGGUUGUACGAGGACUGGCCGUCCUUCCGAGACCUCUUUCAUUCCCUCAUUGGAAAGGAUGUCUCGGCUAGCAACGUCGAGAAACUUCACUAUCUCAAGGCGUGUCUCAAGGGAGAAGCGGAACUCCUCAUCCGCAGCCUGCCCACAACAGGGGAGAAUUUCGACCGCGCGUGGAGGGCUCUCACGGACUACUACGAGAACAAGCGCCUGCUCGUGCGAUCGUACAUCGCGAGGUUCCUGGCUCUUCAACGUGUGAAGGGUGAGUCGAGCACAGAUUUGCGUGCGCUUUAUCACGGCGUUUUGAACACCGUCGGCUCCCUCGAGAGCAUCGGUCGACCGAUAACGAGCGGCGAGGACUUGUUUGUCCACCUCGUUGUCGAUCUCAUGGACUCCCAGUCCCGCCGAGAAUGGGAGAACGCGAUAAGCGACACGACGCAUCCACCGGCGUACAAGGAGCUGAUCCAAUUCCUCGACCGACGGCUGCACACGGUCGAGUCGCUGCAACCGUCCAAGCCGGAACCGAGUACCGCAAGACCGGGCGCGACGUCCGGGCGUUCUCCGCGCGUGCAUAAUGUACGGAAAUCGGACGGCAAUCGCGGCCAAUGCUCCUUGUGUCACAAGGAGCAUUACAUAAUGUUUUGUGACGCGUACAAGGCCAAGCCAGCGGCGGAGCGACGGCAGCACGUAGAAAAACAUCAGCUGUGCUUCAACUGUCUCGGGAAGCACAAGGUGAGUGACUGUUCGUCGAAGAAGACGUGUUCGAUCUGCGAUGCGCGUCAUCACUCGACGCUACACGACGCGUGCAAAACAACCGAAGUCGCCAAAUCAUCGCUGUCCGCGAACCGAGCUUCGAAAGCAACGUUGGCUGUGCUUCUCGCGACGGCGCGCGUCCGCGUGGCCGACAAGUUCGGCGUAUUUCACACUGCACGAGCCCUCAUCGAUCAAGGAUCCGAAGUGUCAAUCGUCGCUGAGUCACUGGUCCAGCGAUUGCAAUUGUCCCGGACUCCUGCUUCGACAGACAUUGUCGGCGUUGGCGGGCAACUUACGGGCUCUCGGGGCCGAGUCGAGCUCGCGCUCACGCCGCUGCGCGACGGUCCGCCGCUGCGGGUUUCAGCGCUCAUCUUACGCCAGCUGACGCUCUACACCGGUGGCAUUCGAGUGAGUCGCAACACGUGGCCACACAUUAAUGGCAUCGAGCUCGCCGACCCGGACUUCUUCGCAGACGACUCAGUUGAACUUCUUCUUGGAGCGGAUGUCUGCGCAACCAUUCUCCAACCCGGCCUUCGACGUGGAGGGCGUCGGCAGCCAGUGGCCCAGAGGACAACUCUGGGUUGGAUUCUUUCGGGUUCCGUCGGCACUUCAGCCACCACCCGGUCCGCCCAGACUCACCACUGCUGCAGCGACGGCGAUCUUCACGACUUGGUGCAGGAGUUUUGGCGACAGGAGGAGGUCGUGGCCAAGGCCAUUCCACCCACCACGGAAGAGCAGGAAGCCGAGGACCACUUCGUCCAGACACAUACGCGAGACACCAGCGGUCGCUUCGUCGUGCGUCUGCCUCUCAGACUGCCGCUCCCAGACCUCGCGGGAACGAAGCGCACCGCAGCCCGCCUGCUCGGGCAAAUGGAACACAAGUUCGCUCGAGACGAACAGCUGAAACAACGGUACACGGACUUCAUGCGGGAGUAUGAAGUCCUGGGGCACAUGUCCCUCGUCCAGCCGGCCGGCGCUGCAAGGCCGGCCGACUGCUACCUGCCUCACCAUGGCGUGAUGCGCAAGGGGAACUCAGCCAAAAUCCGAGUCGUCUUCAAUGGCUCAUCCACGGUUCCUUCAGGAGCCAGCCUCAACAGGCAUCUCAAGGUGGGACCCAACCUGCUGCCCGCCUUGGAGGACAUUUUGCUGCGGUGGCGAGUCCAUCGCUUCGUGCUGGCGAGCGACAUCGAGAAGAUGUAUCGCCAGAUUCUCGUUGCGCCGGAGGAUCGCCAUCUCCAGAGGAUUCUGUGGCGCUACGAGGACCAGACUGCUCCGCAAACCUACCAGCUCAAUACAGUAACAUACGGACUGGCCUGCGCUCCGUUCCUGGCGUUGCGCUCCUUACGACAACUCGCCGAUGACGAGGAGGUCCACUUCCCCCAUGGCUCAGCGGCGCUGCGCCAGGAUGUCUACAUGGAUGACAUCCUCACGGGCGCACCCUCCAUCGAGGAAGCCAUGGACCUCCAGCGGCAGCUAACGGAGCUGUGCACGGCGGGCGGGUUUCCGCUCAGGAAGUGGUCCAUCAAGGUGCCAAUCUACACGAAGCGGUCCGUCCUCUCGCUGACGGCCCGCCUCUUCGAUCCACUGGGCUGGCUAGCUCCGACCAUCAUACGGGCCAAGAUCUGGUUUCAGUCCACGUGGCUGCAAGGCGUGGACUGGGACACCCCGUUGGACGAGGCUAACGCGCAGCAGUGGAGCACUCUCCAGGAGGACCUCCCUCGUUUGGAGGAAAUUCGAGUCCCGCGACGCGUGCCCAUCGACCAUGCAGACGCCCGAAUCGAGCUGCAUGGCUUUGCGGACGCAUCCGAGCGGGCCUACGCCGCCGUCGUCUACGCGAGGACGGAAACCCGCCACGGGGAAACCACGAUUAUUCUUCUUUCAGCAAAGACCAGGGUAGCGCCGUUGAGGACGGUGUCACUACCCCGCUUGGAGCUCUGCGCGGCCUCGUUACUCGCCCGGCUAGUGGUGCACCUCCGCCAGACUCUCGGAACAGGAGGCGCGCCCAUCCAUCUGUGGUCCGACUCGACGGUCGCCUUGGGCUGGAUCCGCGGCCACCCCUCUCGCUGGAAGGUCUACGUCGCGAACCGCGUCGCCGAGAUUCAGGCGGCCUUGCCGGGAGCACACUGGCACCAUCUUCCGGGGACGGAGAACCCUGCCGACUGCGCAUCGCGGGGAAUCUCCCCGAGCGAACUAGUCGCUCAUCCCCUCUGGUGGAGGGGUCCACUCUGGCUUUCGGAGGGCCCAACGUCGUGGCCGUCAUCACGAGAGGAGGAGCUCAUCGGGGACCUGCCACGGCUCCGCGUCACUCCUGCGAGGCCAUUCUGGCGCACCGGCGUAGACUACGCCGGCCUCAUCCAGUUGCGCACAACAAAGGGUCGCGGACACCGUUGGUACAAGGCCUUUGUCGCGGUCUUUGUGUGCCUUAGCACAAAGGCCGUGCACCUCGAGGUCGUGUCAGAUUACUCGGCUGAAGCCUUCCUGGCCGCCCUGAGGAGGUUUACAGCGCGACGCGGGCUGUGUCGCAGCCUCCACAGCGACUGCGGUACUAAUUUCGUCGGAGCCGACGCGCAGCUCCGAGCCUUCUUCGCCGCGAGCAACCCAGCACAGCGCCAAAUCGCCGAUCAGCUGGCCACCGACCGCAUCCAUUGGGACUUCAACCCGCCCUCAGCACCUCACUUUGGCGGCUUGUGGGAAGCGGCGGUGAAGUCGCUCAAGCACCACCUCCGCAGGGUGCUAGGGGAGUCAACACUCACCUACGAGGAGAUGAGCACCCUCCUCACGCAAAUCGAGGCCUGCAUGAACUCGAGACCGCUACAAGCAUUGACGGACGAUCCGGACGACGUAGCGGCCUUGACUCCAGGGCACUUCCUCGUGGGAGCGGCCCUCAAUGCCGUCCCAGAGCCGAAUCUCCUGGACGCCCCAAUCGGCCGACUCUCGCGCUGGCAGCUCGUCCAAAGAAUGCGCGAUCAUUUCUGGAGCAGAUGGUCCCAGGAGUACCUCCACUCGCUCUCCCAGCGACCUAAAUGGUGGAUUCCCAACAGCGAGAUCCGCGUCGGGCGUCUUUGCCUUAUCCGGAGCGACAACACGCCGCCUACACGAUGGCCUCUCGCCCGGAUCAUCAACGUGCACCCAGGAGACGACGGGAGAGUCCGCGUGGUCACCAUCCGCACUGCCACCUCAGAGCUGACUCGUCCGAUCGUCAAAAUCGUCCUCUUGCCGGAGAGCCGCUCCGACGAGCAAGAGGACAACCCCGCGCCUCACGGGCGCAAUGCCUCUCUGGGCUAG
This is a messenger RNA of Cataglyphis hispanica, 4425 nucleotides long. RefSeq lists its product as uncharacterized. The transcript has 2 exons. Lineage: Eukaryota; Metazoa; Arthropoda; Insecta; Hymenoptera; Formicidae. Gene Ontology annotation, biological process: DNA integration; proteolysis. The coding region runs from base 1 to 4425 and encodes 1474 amino acids. Gene Ontology annotation, molecular function: nucleic acid binding; aspartic-type endopeptidase activity. The record is from RefSeq and is a predicted model, not a curated record.